CCUCCCUUGUCCCAGCAACAAGUUUAUUAAAUAUAGUAGUAGCUGAAACCUCAAUUGGAAACAGACAGCCUCUGUUUCUAACGCCUGACUCACCCACUUGAUCCUUCUCGGGGUGAGAGGAAUGAUCUGGAGCCACUGGCCACAGUUGUAGGCAAUAUCAUGGCAUCUAGACUUCCUCGAGGGACCUGGGCUUGCUGGCCAAUCUUCCAACUUCUGCUGCAUCUUCUUCCUAUCUACGCCGAUCCAGCAUCAGGAGUGUCUUUUUUUGGAGAUGACCAUGUGGAGAUCCCCUUGGUCCACAGCUACAGCUCCAUCCAUCUCCACGUGCAGUUCCUCACCGGCUAUCACAAUGCCCUUCUCUUCUUGGCUGCUGGGCAAAAGGACUACCUUCUUCUAGAGCUCCGUGCUGGUGUCCUACAGGCCACAAUGGACCUGGGCUCAGGAGAGCUGUCUGUCAGGUCCCCAGCAGAACUACAACUCAACAACCUUGUGACUCAUGAUGUUGAUCUUCUGGUGACGGAUGGCAAGAUGAUCUUGAUUGUGGAUGGGCUCUUUAAUGCCUCCACAGAAAUUCCAGAGCCUCUUCAAGAAUUAGAUGUUGAUUAUGGGCUCUACCUGGCAGGUACAGGAAAUCUGGAAUUGCCGUACCUCACUGGAGUGAGUUUGUCAUUCCGGGGCUGUCUCCAUACUCUGACAUUUAACGAUCAUGAUGUCCUCUCGGCACUGGCAACCGGCACUGGCAUCAAAGCAACUCAUGGCAUCCGUGAAGGAUGCAGUGAAGAAUUCUCUGCUGGCCCCGAGGUUCCUUUUGGCUUCCUAGGAUCAAACUCUUACAUCACAUUUCCUGGUUGGAAUGCAAGGAAAGAAGGAACCAUAGAGUUUGUGAUCACCACAAGUGUCAAACAGGCCCCUCUGUUUUACCAAUCGGGUCUGGAAAAGGAUUUCUUCUACCUGGAAAUCUUUGAUGGACAUUUAAGAGGUGUGGUGGAGAAAGGGAACGGCCUGGUACUGCUUCACAACAACAUCUACCUCAGCAACGAGCAGGAUCACUACGUCAAGGUCUACAUGGACAAUCGAAAAUUUGAGAUCCUGGUUGACUACUAUGUCUCACAGACCUCUAACAAGGGGAUCCAUAGCUACUUUGAUCUUCAAGGACCUCUUUUUCUCGGUGGUCUGAAUGAGAAGGCUGCCAGCAGAAUGAAAGACCGUGAACUGGGCUUUAUAUCUGCAAACAGCUUCUUCAAUAACUCCUUUGUGGGUUGUAUAGAGGACUUGAAGAUUAAUGAGGAAAAGAUGAGCCUACGAGAAGCUCUUGUGACUAAAGACACAAGUGCUGGCUGUGGAAAGUCAGAUCAGUACUCAGAUUAUGACAAUGUUUAUGAACAGGAUGAGGCCACCACAAGCUCUCCUCUAGACAGUUGGCAGGGCUCUGUUAUGGAGCCCUGUCGCCCAGAUCCUAGCUUGCCCCCAGUCUUCACUAACUUCACCAAACUAUUGCAGGUCAGUCCCCUGGUAGUUGCUGAAGGAGGCACGGCUUUUUUGGAGUGGUGGCACACUCAACCGACCAUUGACCUCAACCGUGCAAACAUCAGGCAAUCUCAAGUCCUCUUCAGUGUCACUACAGACCCAAGACAUGGGCAGCUGGAAUUAAACCUCUCCAAAGUCAGGAGCAGAGGCAAGUUCACUCUCUUGGACAUUGUGAAUCGCAAGGUCAAGUAUGUUCAUGAUGGUUCUGAGGGCCCCAUGGAUCAGCUGCUCUUGGAGGUCACCGUGACUGCCAGAGGAGAUAUUCCGGAGUGCUUGUGGCAAGGCCAGAUAUAUUUGCUCCCCAUUAAGAUCAACCCAGUCAAUGAUGCUCCUGAAGUGGUUUUUCCACAUGGAGAUUCCAUGGUCAUCCUGGAACACACACGCAAACAUCUCAACCCAGCCAUCUUUCAAGCCCAUGAUGACGAUACCCCCUGUGAUAGCUUGAGAUUCCAAGUGCUUGGUGGGAAGAGAAUGGAAGAAGGAUAUCUGGAGUAUGACUUCCAUCCUGGAGUCCCAAUUGAAGAGUUUUCCUGUAGUGAUCUGGAAGCAGGCCAGGUAGUCUAUGUCCAUCAAGAUGGGCCUGUAUCCACCCUUACCAUCCAAGUGAACGAUGGCAUGGUGAUGAGCCCGGUGGCCACCUUGAGGAUAGAUGCAGUGGAGCCAGAUAUCCAGAUCCACAACAACACAGGACUCUUUGUCCUACAAGGGGACAGAGUUUCAAUAACCAAAGCCAACCUUUCUGUGGAUCUUAAUGCCGUCCAGCAAAAAGUACCUGUGCUGUAUCACUUGGUCUCCCCUCUCCAGUAUGGUGAGAUCCAGAAGCAAGGAGGGAUGAGUGGAGAGUGGAAGAAAACAGAAUCUUUUUACCAGCAGGAUAUUGAUCAAGAACACAUCCAGUAUGCUAGCACAGAUGAUGAACAUCGAGUAGAAGACACGAUUGAGAAGCUGCAGUUCACCAUCCAGGUAGGCCAGAAGAUCCUGAAAAACAACACCUUCCCCAUCAGAGUCCAAAAGGCUGCCAUCAGGAUGAAAACUAUGGUCCCUCUCCAGAUGAAAAACGAGAAAGAAAAAAACAUCACAUCUGCUGAACUGGAGGCAGCUUUGGAAGAACCAGGUUCUGAGCAAGUGACUUUCCACUUUGUGAUCCUUCAGCCACCCAAAAAAGGAAAUCUUGAACUUCGGGGCACCAGAUUGGCUGAGGGCUUGAGUUUUACCCAGGAAGAUUUACAGAGAGGACAACUGAGUUACAUGGCAACUGUUAGAGACUCCAAGGAAACAGAAGAUGUUUUCCAGUUCCGGGUCAUGGCUAAACCCUAUUAUUCCCCUGUGUAUUCUUACAAAAUAGAAGUAGGGGGAGAUCCAGAUACUCCCAUCUUAACCAAUGUCCUUUUGUCCAUUUUAGAAGGAGGACAGGCCAUCAUUACCAAGGACUUUUUGUUUGUCAAGAGUGCUAACAGCAUGAACUACAUGUAUGAGGUGAUAGAUGGUCCUACACAUGGGAAGCUUAUCUGGAGAACCUCUGAGCCUGGGUCAACCAGGAAGGAGAUGAUAACAACAUUCACAAAUGAAGACAUCCUACAAGGUCGCCUUGUCUACCAGCAUGAUGAUUCUGAGACUCUAGAAGACGACAUCCCAUUUGUAGCCAUCAAGCAGGAGGAAGGAAGCUUUGACUCAGAGGCUGAGGAGGUGAGAGGUGUCUUCAGGGUCUCCAUUCAGCCCGUCAAUGACCACACCCCAGUUCAGGUGGUCAACAAGGUCUUCAACGUGGUGCGUAAAGGUCAACGCCUGAUGACCACAGAAGACAUAGCCUUUAUCGAUGAAGAUUCAGGUUUCUCAGAUGUUCAGCUAGUGUUGGUAAGAAAAGAUAUUCUUUUCGGUAGCAUCAUUGCCGCAGAUGAUAGAAAUAGCCAGCUCUAUCGCUUCACUCAAGAUGACUUGAGGAAGAAAAAAAUCCUCUUUGUCCACUCAGGAGCUGACCGAGGCUGGAUUCAGUUCCAGGUUUCUGAUGGUCUUCACCAGAUCACAACACUUCUGGAAGUGCAAGCUUCAGACCCUUACCUCAAGAUCAACCACACUGGCUUGGUCCUUCACCAAGGUGGCCAAGUGGCCGUGGACUCCUCUGUCCUCAGGUUGGAAACCAACAUGGACAUCAGGAACGACCAAGAUAUCCUCUUCCGUAUCAUGGCUCCACCCAUGUCGGGAAUGUUGCUACGAGAUGGCCAGGAAGUAUCGUUUUUUACCCAAAAGGACCUUCUGGCAGGAGAUAUUAUUUACCAUCACAAUGGGAGCAGAAAGUCCCAGGAUGCCAUUCAUUUUUCUGUUGACGCAAAUCAGGUGUCCGUGGAGGAGACACUGAAGGUUACCAUAUUAGCAGAUUCCCAUCCUGACCCACUAAAUCUUGUCCACAACGAGAAGAUACACGUCCUCCAAGGAGAAGCAAUGGCGAUUAAAAAUGACUACUUGCUGGUUGAGCAUGAUGAAAUUGAACCCCAAAACAUCAUCUAUACAAUCAUCAACUCUCCCAACUCAGGGUUUCUGGUGGCUUUGUCUCAAAACCAUGCUUCGGAUGAACCUCCAAGCCUGGAUCCCAUCCAGACCUUCACCCAGGAAGAUGUAAACGAAGGCAAAGUCCUCUUUCUCCAUUCCAGCCCCGAGAUUCAGAGGGAUCAGUUCAUGGUUGAUGUUACCGCUGAUGGAGUAGAUGCUCUGAACGGAGUAGUAGUGGAGCUGGAGAUUCUUCCAAUUUCAGUUCCUCUGGAGGUUCACAAUUUCACAGUGACCGAAGGCCACAGCCAAGCGCUUUCUAUGGACAUUCUGAAUAUUCCCAGCACUUAUUCCUCAUCUUUCGAUGUAGAAUUUGUAGUUGUUGAGAUACCAGAGCAUGGCACCUUCCAGAAUUUGGAAAGACCUGAAGAGGGUAGCUUAAAUGUUUUCUCCUGGUAUGAGGUAGAGAAUCAGCUCAUCAAGUAUGUACAUGAUGGAAGUGAGUCCUUGACUGACAGAUUCACAGUCAUUGCCAAUGUUUCUGAAGUUAAUCAACAGAGUCAACCCAAGACCAUCUCCAUUAGCAUCUCUCCAGUCAACGAUGAGGCACCGGUGCUAAAGGUCAACACAGAACUGCAGAUUGAAGAAGGGGGCACUGCUGAGAUUACCCCAGAGAUUCUCCAAAGUGAAGAUGAAGAUACCCCUCUAGAAGAAGUCAUCUAUUCCAUCAGGACCCCAGUCAAUGGGAAGGUGGUGUUGAAAUCAUCACCUGACAGUCCAAUCCAGCGGUUUACCCAGGCCCAGAUAAACAGCCAUCUUGUUCAGUUCAUCCACGAAGGACCUCCGGAGGGAGGGUUUUCCUUUGAUCUAUCUGAUGGUGAGAACAUGUCCCCGGGACACUUUUUUGCUGUGAAAGCCCAAAAGAAACUUGUCAUCACUCUGGAAAAUAAGCAAGAUCUGAUGGUGUGCCCAGGUUCUGCUGAGCCAAUCAGAAGUCAGAACCUGAAAGCAGUGACCAAUCAAGAAGAAGCUGAAAAGUCUUUAUUUUACAUCAUACGACAACCUCCACAGUUUGGCAAGCUGUUGAAUAGCCAAAAGAACAACGGAGAAGAGCUGAGAAAUUUCACCCAAGCUGAGGUGAAUGCUGGGAUGAUUGCAUACCACCAUGAUAUGCCACCAGAACCUUUCUGGAUCCGUGAGGAUAAUUUCCACUUCCAAAUUUCUUCUCCGUCGGGGACCUCAGACCUAUUUGUUCUUGGCGUGACGAUAUCAUUCGAGGCCAGCUGUCCUCAGGGCUCCUCUCAGCUGUGGAGAAAUAAAGGCCUGACUGUCCCAGAAGCUCAAAGUGCAGCCAUCGACCUCUCAUUACUUGAUGCUUCCAACCUUCUUACCAAGGAACUGGAACCAACGAGAAGCUCCUAUGACGUGGUCUUUCUGGUGACCAAAUUGCCCAUGUAUGGGGCCCUUUCUCUUCCAGAUGGUCGAGUUAAUAAGAAACACCCCUAUUUUCUGCAAUCUGACCUUGCUGCAGGUGGAUUGGAAUAUUCUCACAACGGUCCUGGAUUCCUGGAUGAUUAUUUCAGAUUUGAUGCUUGGCUCCGGAACAACACGGUGAAAUCUAUUCAGCCCCCACAAAACAGAGAGGAAGUCAUUAUUUCUGGGUUGUUCAAUAUCACAGUGAAAGACAGUAAUGAGAUGCCACCAAAACUAGUCACCCAAGGAAAAGUCUUACAAGUUCUCCAAGGUUCCUCCCUGGUGAUCUCCCAAGAACAUUUGAAUGUCAUAGAUCCAGACAGUUUCCCUGAAGAAAUCCAAUUCAAUAUUACUUCUGAAUCUUCAACUGGAUUUGUUGCUAAGGCCCAUAAUACAUCCCUAGUUAUAACCCAGUUCACACAAGCAGACAUCAAUGCAGGACACCUGAUAUUUGUUGCCAAUAGAACAAGUUCUACUGGAACUUUGAAGAUGGUUGUAUCAGAUGGACUCCACAAGCCAAUUUCCAUUUCUCUGGAAAUCAUGGUUCUUCCAGCAACCACGUGGGCAACCAAUCAGACCAUCUUGGAAAUACCCCAAGACUUGAACAUGGCUUCACUGUCUCACAAACAUCUUCUAGGGUCUUUAGACCAAGGAGAGCAAAAUACUCUCUAUGAACUCAUCAGGGACCCAGAGUACGGGCAGGUGGAAGUCCAUCAAAAGGCCGUGAGACGUUUUUCACAACAACAGGUGGACAAUGGAGAAGUGAUCUUUACUUUCACAGAUUUGGCCUCCUCCUCCAAAGACGAAUUUCAAUUCCUUGCCACCUCAGGAGCCAUCAAUAUCUCAGGGAUUGUGAAUGUAACAGUCAAGGCCUUAGUGAAAACCCAACAGGAUAUUCUUUGGCCAAGAGGAACCACUGUCCUGCUUAACCCCAACGUCCUUGAUGCACGUGAUCUGGCCGACAGGACAAACAGCACCCCUGAGUUCAGAAUUCUCCAAGCACCUCAAGGGAGCAACUUGGUGAAAGUCUCCAGGGACAACACGAAUCGCCCUGUCUCCAUCGACGCUUUCACCCAAGAUGACCUCAAGGAAGGGUUAAUUGGGUUAGAAAUCUGGGAGGCAGAAGAUUCAGGGCCAGAUCUCCAAGAGGACCGCUUUCAAUUUGAAUUGGUGGCAAAAGGUGUGCCCCCUGCCUUGGGCUGGAUGGUGUACACCACUGAGACCUUCAACUCCUCAACCCCCUAUAGGGCCACUUUGAUCCAUAUGCCUGGUCCCCAGGAAAGCAGCCAUAGCUCUACCCCACAGAGCAUAACCUCCCCCUUCCAGACUUUUACAACCAUGCCUUAUGAAUCCAAAGUGCCCCCCGCUAAUUCCAACAAGUCCCACGUCCUUCCAACAACCAGAUCAGGCCAAGGACCAACAUCUCAGACAGAAAAGGGUUCUCUCCUAGGCUUCAUUGAAGCCAACAUGUUCAGCAUCAUCCUCCCCAUUUGUCUCAUUCUUCUGCUCCUGGCUUUGAUCUUACCUCUGCUUUUCUAUCUCCACAAACGGAACAAGACUGGCAAGCACAAUGUCCAGGGGACGCCACCCAAAUACAAGAAUGGAACGGUAGUGGACCAAGAAACCUUCCGUAAGACUGAUCCUACUCAAAGCAUACCUCUGACCACCAUCAAUACCUUGGAGGCCAAAGAACCAGGAUCCAACUCAAAGGGACCUGGGCCAGGAAGACAACAGGAUCCAGAAUUGCUCCAGUACUGUAGGACAUCUAACCCAGCUUUGAAAAACAGCCAAUAUUGGGUUUAAGUACUGGAACCAAAGACUAAACAGCCCAUCAGUCUCUCCGCAGGCUGCCACCGUUUCUUGAAGUUUUAUUUCACCUCAUCCUGCCAUCCUUUCUCCUCUAUCUGCAGAUAUGUAGAAAAGAUCAAAACCUUUUUAAGAGUAUGAAGCUUUGGUGCCUUCAAAGAUAUUUAUUCAGUGGGAAUGAUGCCUUUGGAGUAAGAGUGGGCAGCUACGGCCCAGUGGUGAAAUCCAAAUUUUUUUACUACAGGUUCUGUGGGUGUGGUUUGGUGUGGCUUGGUGGGUGUGGCUUGGUGGGCGUGGGAGGGGAAGGAUAUUGCAAAAUCUCCAUUCUCACCCACUCUGGGGCCAGCCAGAGGUAGUAUUUGCCGGUUCUCCAAACUACUCAAAAUUUCCGCUACAGGUUCUGUAGAACCUGUCAGAACCUGCUGGAUUUCACCCCUGCUAUGGCCCCUUUACGACUUGUGGACUUCAACUCUGAGAAUUCCUGAGCCAGCAAAUGGCUCAGGAAUUCUGGGAGUUGAAGUCCUGAAUCAGCCAUGAUUGGCUCAGGAAUUCUGGGAGUUGAAGUCCCAGGUUGUAAAGGAUCUAUAGUUGCUCAUCCCUGCUUUGGAGGGUAUCAUAAACUACUGAAAGUCUUUAGAAGAACUAAAGCAUUUUUAAAGAUCUAUUCUUCAUAAGGACAUAAGAAUAGAUGCAACGGAGUCCUCAGGGGUCUGCAGAUAAAAUUUGAGAACCCAAAAGGAAACCAGCCAUGAUAUCCAGAAGCCGGUGGGAGAGAUUUGGGGAAAGAUUCAUUGACUAGCAAAGGCCAUCGUGAACGUAUGGAAAAGUGGGACCAUUGCAAAGUAAAAGAUGCAAAAUAGAACAGGGAACAAGCACCGCUAAAAGCACCAUUUACCCUUGUGCAAAAUUCCAGCUUUUGGAAGAUCAUGGAAGUGAAAUAGGUUUUAUGCAGAAUUGUCAGUCUUCUUUAUCCACAUCCUGAAUCUUAGGAAUUAACAGGAUGAUUCCUAAAAGAGAACAUGCGGAUGGUUUAAAAGUUCCCAAAAGACUGUCAGGAUAUUUUUUUUUCUUUUCUUUUUGAGAACGUAUGUUUUUGGUGUUUAGGUGAUUAAAUGUCAGUUGAUCCCACAAGAGAACAAGCGCACUUGAGUGUCUUGUUCCAACAAGCCAAACAUGGCACAGAUAUAGAUUACAUUUGUGUCAUCCUGAAUCACUUGCUCCGGCUCCUGACAGGAAUUUCCCACAUGGAAAGUUUUUGAAAAGUUCUUUGUAGAAGUUAGUUAGAAAUUCCAAAGUUGUUUCUCUCAGUAUGAAGCCUAAAGAGCUUCCAACGCUGAUUUCAAAGAGAGAAAUAGAUUUCUCUAGUAGAUCUAGAAAAUCUAAGGAAAAGCCAUGGUUGAAAUCUGGAAUUAGAAAUAAGACUCUCCAAAUAAGAAAAAAAAAAAAAAGCAAGGGGAAGGAAGGAAGGAAGGAAGGAAGGAAGGAAGGAAGGAAGGAAGGAAGGAAGGAAGGAAGGAAGGAAGACAGGCAGGCUAGGUGGCUCAUGGCUCAAUGGCUAAGACACUGAGCUUGUUGAUCAGAAAGAUUGGCAGUUCGGUGGUUCGAAUCCCUAGUAUAGAUCUCCUGCGUGAUCAGGGGAUUGGACUAGAUUACCUCCAAGGUCCCUUCCAACACUGUUACCGUUAAAAAGGAAGGAAAAAAGACUAUUUUUCUUCUAAUUUUCAAGCUACAAUAAAAGGGUCCUAUCAAAAUUCCAGCCACCUAUACAACAAGUUUUCUGCUUUUCCGUGAAUCAACAAUUGUGGGAUAGCUAAAUGCCCAGCCUUUAUUUUGAAGGAGAUGUGUAUUUAAUGCAAUUUCAUAAUUUUGCAAAUAUUAUGUCUGUGUUUAUUUAUAAAUUGGUUAUCCUAUGAUGAUUCACAGCUCUAUUGUGACUUCCCCCAAGCCUAAAAAGAAGGAAAGAAAUCCAGAAUAUAUUUUUUUCCCUGAUCUUUCCUGCGCUAUCAACUUUCAGACAAGACUCUUCAUAGGAGCAAUAGAUUACGAUACCCAGCUUUGGAGAGGCCCUUGGUUUUAAAUAGUCUGAGCGAAAAAAAGUGCAUUUCUCAUGCAGAAGAUCCAAGUAGGGGAGCCAACGUCCAUGAAGGUCAUCUGAACACCUGAAGUAGAUGACUUCUCUAUAAAGCAUAAGACUUGAAUCGGUAGGUGGAAAAAAUCAGAGAAACAGAGGUUGCAUCCCCAACAUAGUUAAUGGGGACCCUUGAAGACCGAAUGGCUUCAAACAUGAUAAGUUUGCUUUGUUCAAACCAUAACUGUAUGAGUUGGGUGGUUGAGUAUUUUAGGCAAACCCAACAGGUUGAUGGGUACCCAACUUUGUGUCAAUCCAGAACAUGGGUUACUUCCCUUAACUGGAUGAAGCACUCAAAGAAAGAUAAUGAGGAGAAACAAGGGUAAUGUUUCAGUGUUUCAGAAAAACCGCCAACUCCAAGUAAAAACUCUGAAGAAAGCAUUUUUCAAAGUUCUAUUUACUAGAAUAGGUAAAAUGGCACAUCUGGAAAAACCCGAAUCUGAGAGGUCCAGGUUUUCUCUCAGUAAAUCAAAAACCCCAAAACCAUCCCCUCAGUCCUCAGUCGAUCACAUGCUCCAAUCACCAUCCGUCCCAUCUCGAGACAACAUCACUCCGACCACUCCUUCUCCAGAUGCAGGAUCUCCCUGACCUUGACCGACAGGAAGAAUGCUAUUAUGUCUAAAGACAACCCCUCUACUAAUUCCCCCCUCCUACUUUCCCACAGAUGAGAAGGUGGCAGCAUGGAAGCUUCCGGCCUAAUAUGGCUUCCAAAGCUGACAGAUAAAUGUUGUCCUACAGUGGCCCAUUCCACCUUAAGAAGGUAUAGUUUCUUUGACAGUAGGAUUUGAGCAACAUCUGGAUAACCUUUGCCCACCAGUUAUAGCUGACACCUAUAUGAAGGAGGGGGCUGGAUUGGUGAGUGAUUGGAUCAUGCUGUAACUAAGGUUGACCCACUGGAUUUUCUCUUUGUGGUUCACUCUUCAGCUCUAAGCAUCCAUUUCUCAUCCUACAAACCAAUCCCUUCAUCCUUUUCUCCGCUCCCAAGAAAUCCUUCAGAACAUGACAUCCUCUGCUUUGGUCUUCCAUAAAUCCUCAAGAAAUGCUAGUGAUAUUUCAGAAGCACCAGGAGAUACCAAAGUGUACUCCCAAAAGGAAUGGUAAGCACAGAUCUCCACGAGCUGGUUAAAAGAAAUGCCCGAACAUUUGGAAAAACAGCUCAGUUCCCAUGUUGCUUCAUGCUCAUUGAGCAAUUUGGCCAACUUUGUAAAGGAUAAAUAAAGCAGGUUAUUUUUAAAAA
Molecule: messenger RNA, 10655 nt
Organism: Pantherophis guttatus
Lineage: Eukaryota; Metazoa; Chordata; Lepidosauria; Squamata; Colubridae
Gene: CSPG4
Product: chondroitin sulfate proteoglycan 4
Biological process (GO): anatomical structure morphogenesis
Source: RefSeq, a predicted model, not a curated record